Molecule: messenger RNA, 12602 nt
Organism: Nilaparvata lugens (brown planthopper)
Lineage: Eukaryota; Metazoa; Arthropoda; Insecta; Hemiptera; Delphacidae
Gene: mv
Product: lysosomal-trafficking regulator
Exons: 46
Coding region: 270-11453 (3727 amino acids)
Biological process (GO): intracellular protein localization
Cellular component (GO): cytosol; membrane
Molecular function (GO): protein kinase binding
Source: RefSeq, a predicted model, not a curated record
UUUCAUGUCACUCGUCUGCCGUAUCUUGUUUCCAUUUUAUGAAUUUAGUAGUAGGUUAUAUAAUACAACUCCAAGACUGAUCAUAAUCUUAUAUCGCCUUUUAAAACUGUUUAUAUUUAGUUUUUCUCUUAAAAUCUUGUCAGUCCCUAGUGUAAAUUAUUAGCUUUUGGUAGCGUAAACAGUUUGUACUAAAAUAAUUGAGUUUGACAAUAACCUCUCAACUGUCUUCUGUGAAACCAAUAUUAAUGCUUGAUCAAAGUUGAUUUCUCAUGGGGGAAAAUUCACCAUCACCAUCUUCUUCACCAAAUAAACUGAGCUUAUUUUGGGACUCGUUUAUAAAUGCAGAGAGCAAAUCCUAUGUGAGAGGUGUGUGGCUAGAUGGAUUUUUGGCAGAAUAUCUGAUUUUAUUGAAGGAAGGUCAAAAUGUGAAGGAAAUUCUACCGGCAAGCUUGAACGUUGCUGCUCUGGUGGCCUGCGAACUGUUGUCUGACGUACAUGAGACUUGCUCGCAGCUGGGAAAUGAAGACAAUCUAGCAGCACUCAAAAAGUAUCUGCUCACCGGUAGAGGCUGGAGAUUUCUUGCUGUUCUUAGAUCACUCAAUUUGCAGGAUGUAUCUUGCAGUAAGGAGUUGGCCACUCUGCUCAUCUCACUCUUCUCAGUCAACGUUGAGGAGAGCAAAGUGGAAAAUAGAGCCAGGAAUCCGUACGUGCAAGACUCCAUCAUUUCGGAUCUGUCCGACUAUGUGGACGGCUUGAAGCUUCCAUCAAGAAGAAAGCAUGUCAUAGCGAAUGUUCCAAGCUCCACCGAAAAUGUGAUCUCGUCACCGAAGAACCGGAAGAUCAGCAGCGCAUCGCGGCGACAGGCGAAACUAGCGAGAGAAUCCACCGACACCCAGGACAAACUGGACACUAUGAGCACUGAGUCGGAGGCAGCCAGUCUGGCCACAAACAAGUCGUCCAACCUGCGCAUGCGCAUCGAUCCCAUGGAUUUCGACUACUUCCAGUCCUAUGUCAGAAGUGAGGAUGAUGUUAGAAAGGACAGCGCCAGCUAUUGCCCGAGUGAAGUAUCGCACACGAGAGCUUGCAAACUCACGCCGGAGGCCGUCUUCGACGAUCGCAUAAACGACGUGUUCCAACAAAAGAUAAACUUUUCCGAGUUCAAAAUACUGGUGGUUGACAUUCUGAAACAACUGACCAUGUCUGAGAAUUUGAAUCAGAACGACUGUUCGGAUGUCACCCAGAGCAUUUCGUUUCGAACACUGAUGUUUGCCGUGGAGAAAUUGUGCGAUCUGCAGUUUGGCUCUCCGGCUGGAGACAGUCAGAAGAGUGCCACACUGAAAGCUGCACUGGUGCGUCUCUUGUUAACAUCGUUGACGCGCUUCUUGACAAUCUCCGACAUAACACUGGCUGUCAUGCAGAACGGCAUCGUGCACAUGAUGAAAAAACUUCUGGAAGAUGCUAUCUCGAAAUGCGAAUCCAGUCAGGUGCCCAGUACCUCCAGAGCUUUGAGUGAAGACGUAGACAUUAUUUUCAGCGUUCUGUACGGAUUGAUUAUAGUUUUCCAUCGUUUACUUUUGCAGAAUAACAGUUCACUGGAGAAAUUGGGCCAGUUUUUGUCGAUACUGGGACGAUUCAGUGAUAGUCGAUCAGGAAAAUUGGUCGACAGGACUAUUGAUGUGAUACUGGGGCCCAGCCCUUGCAACAACGAAACUAGUGUCGAGCGAGUCAAACAGAUUCUGAUUUCGGUGAGUCGUCUAGUGACUGCAUUGAAGCGAACUCGGUCCAAGUUGGUGCAUUCUCGACUGUGCAAGCGAAAUCGUCAUAAACACUGCAGCCUGUGGAGUAUAUCUUACCAUCACGAUCAUGUGUUUGGCGAGGUUUACAGUCAGUCGCUUAUCUCGUCCACAUUCAGCUACAAUUGCUGUGUUUCCUCGCUGUUCAUGUCGAUGAGCAAGUGCUUGAAUGUCGACAAUCUAGUUGUUUACACGUUGCAAGCGAUGAUGUCGUGUGGUGGCUGCUGCUGCUUCCCCUCCUCCAUAAUCGUCACAAAACUGUUGCAGCUGUUCCGCAACUGUGAUGCUAAAGUCAGAUGUGUGGCUUUCAUGUUUCUCGAGAAGACACUGUACAGACAGAUGGGUGCUCUACGACCUGUCGAACAGUUUCUUUCGCGUGAAGGUGCCGAGUGCUGCCAAGUGUGCCCUGAAAAACUCAUAUCACUUGUCGACAGUCAUGAAGCGGCGGCGGACAGUAUCUCGGGUAGAAAAUCUUGCCUCGAUACGUUCUGUGAUCUGCUCCUGUCAACUGAUACACAUCUAUCACAUGCUGUCAGCUCCCAUCUUCUCAGAGUUGUACCUCGGUGUAGACCCGAAAUACAGAAGGAAAUGCUCUUCGAUAUCUUUUACCCUGUCUUCCUCAGUGCCAAAACUACCUACACCAGUGAGAGGAGCGAAUCUAGCAAGUUUCUGCUUUUGACAUGCCUUUCCGCCUUCACAAACCUUCUUGUCACCGUCAAGUUCAUGGAGCAGUUCCUCAGCAUGUCGGGACUGAACCACAUUGAGGAUCUGCUGUACGAGCCGGAUUUCAUCAAGCCAUGCUGUGCCGUCAUCGAAAUAGCCAUCCUCGUUCAGGUGGUUAGCUGGGAUGUGUCUGGCCUCGAAAGUGAAGUGCUGAGAGACAAUGAGAUCAGCAUGUCCAACCUUGAUAUACUCCUCAAAUACGUCAACAAUUCAACACAAUUGCUGCUACAGAAUGUAUUGAAACUUGAAUAUGAGUCAACUGAUAAGGAAUCGUCUUCAAAAUCGGAUUCAUCUGAUAAGGAAUCGAAUAGUCAGUCAUCAGAUAAGGAAUCUCCUCCAAAAUCAGAUUCAUCGGAUAGUCAGUCAUCUGGCAAGAAAUCUCCAAAAUCCGAUUCUGGUGCUAGCAUAGCUAUUCGCCGGUUUUUAGACAAAUUCUUCCCGGAUUCUUCAUGUACAGCGAAUAUGAAUUGGUUCUCAAUGACCAACCAUACUCUUGAGACUGCAACGACGGAUAGUUGGGGCAGAUUCAGGUGUCUGCUGGAACAGUGCAUGGUUUUGUGGCGCACCUGUACUAACAUUUGCAUCUACAGUCCGCAGAUGCGCAAAUACUUCUCAAGACAUCCGAUCAGUCAGCAAAGCUUCGACCUGCUUUGUAUGACGCUCGACCAAAUCGGCAUGCAUACGAAUGUUGGAGGUACAAAGUGUAGUGAAAUCUCAGAGAAACUUUUCUCCGCCAAUCAAGAUACCAUCAAACUGUUUGAAUCGCUAUUGAUCCUCAACAUCAUCGCUCCGACUCUUGAUGCUAACUCAGGCACAUUGAUGACUAUAGAAUGCGUGAUGUCGGCGCUGAGAGAGAAGCUGUUGACUGCUCUGAACAAUGGCAAUGUUAGUGCCCGCCAUCUUUGCGAUGUGCUAUUGCGUGCCAGCACUCUGCUGCCCAGCGAGAAGAUAGUCAUACCUCAGCAUAAGAUGCCGAAGCUAGGAGAUGGCAUGUCUUUAUCAGACGGGCUCAAUUCGGAACCGACUUCGAAUUUCGUUGUGACCGACUUUGAUGAAGCUAUGUCCAGUCCCAACUCCACACCUGAGCUGAGUGCUGACGAGGGAUAUGAGGCUGAUGUCGAUGUGCCUGAGAAUGGCAUUGUAGAGGUAAGUUACCCCAUUUCUCAAAUACUCCAAUGUAUGGGCCAGUCUCCUGAUGAGGAAAAUUGUGACCCAGCACUAUUCUCAGCGAAAUUAUCUGACUCUGUUUAUUGCAUACAAAGACUUGGUUCGUUGUGUCAAGAUUCUGAUGAGAACUGUCUCACUCUAUCAGGACAGAACUUCAUCGCGCAACUGAUGAGACACUUCCAGCGUUUCAUUACAUCAGCCAAUCCUCAAUAUCUAGGAAUUCAACAAGCAGUACUGGCUGUUAUUUCGCAUAUAGCGCAGAGAAAUAUUGAAGCACCAGAACUAUCACAAUUGCUACAGCUUUUCACUGCCGACAAUCCAUCAAUGGAUCCUCUCCUUGUAUGCCUCAACAGAAUAGUUAGUAACGUUCGGUCCCAACCUCAGAGCUUCGUGAACUUUCCCACCAACUGCAGAGAAGACGAGAUGCUACCAUCUGCCACCUCGGACCCUGCUGAAAAAAUGGCCAUCAGUCUGAGAACAUCGCAUUCAGCAUCUGGAAUCGAAUCAUCCUGGUCGAAGAGUGCGGCGAUUCUUCCGCUGAAUCAGGAGCUGGGCUGGUCGAUGUGGGCCUCUGGCCUGUCGCUGUCAAUGUGGUUCUCCGUCAGUAAGCCAACGACACACCACCGCUCUUCCGCUCUUAUCUGCGACGCCGAUCUCAACAAUUACAGUCCAGGUGCUGGAGCAAGUAGCUACUCGAGAACUUCCAGAUCAAACGCUGCUUUAUUAACAGCUGGACUUCUCCAUCUUGUCUCCAUUGGCUAUGAAACCCUUACUCUGGAAUUCUGGAUACAUCCUCAUUCAGACAUUUUAAUCGUUCGCCUGAACCGUUUGGAUGAGAACGUGCAGGAAAUUCUAGUGGAGAAGAAAAUCGAUUUGCAUUUGACGAGUGGGGUUUGGCAGCACCUGGCCAUCAAUGUCAAAGACAACUUCCAGAAGCGAAAAGUUAACCUACAGGUUACAUUGAUAUUCAACGGCUGCCAUGAAGUGCCGGUGGAGUUGUCGUUUGUCGGACUGCUGAUACGCAAGUCGCGCUGCACCUGUCUACUAGUUGGCCACAACAACAACAACAGUAGAAGCAACAACAGCAGCAGCAGCAGCAGUAUACAGGGUGGAUGGCAGUUGGGCAACCUGUUGAUGUUCCGUUGCCCGGUGUUCAGCAAGGAGAAGGCGACUUGCCUGAUGGCCUACGGGCCUGACCACUGCUACCUAAUUGAGACGGAAGUCGGCAACACUAGGCCAAGCAUGGCCAGUGUCUUCAGCAAAGGCCCGUUGUCGGCCAACAUCGACUGGGACGCCAUUUUGAACAAUCAAACUGACAUGAUGAGGGAGUUGCAGGAGAGUCUGUUAUUGGUGUAUUCUGCAAGAACACCUCAAUCUGUUUGUGUAUAUCCACAAGUUGUGCCAAAUAAUACAGGAGUGGUAGGAUCGCUGCUAGCAAGUCAGGUUGGGUUUCGCGUGGUGGCUGUGGACGGUCGCGCCGCCCAACAGCUGCCCAUGUGCCUCAGUCCGGCUGUGGUCGCCCCCGCGCUCCGCCCCACCCUGCUGCACUCCUUCCAUCUCGCUUCCAACUCCAUCGGCGGUGUCUCGCUCUUUCUCUUUCUCUUUGCCAGGGUAGUGGAGCUGGAAGCAAGUGAGGAGACCCAAGCGAGGGCUCUGCUCCUUCUGCUCAGAGUUGUCAACAGUAAUGCCGAGUUCUAUUCUCAGUUUUUCUCGCAAGAACAAGACCGUCUGCUCACUCUUGUGCUCACGUCAUCACGAUGCAAAUUGGGCCUCCAUAUUCUCAAGGCGAUCCUGGACGUUGUCUGCGACCGACCCGGGCUACUGGUGCACCAACAGGGUGGCGCUGGCAGCGGUGGUGUCACUGGAUGCCAGUUCCAGGUGUCCGGUCAGAGCCGCGCCCUGCUAGUGGACGGUGCGCUGUUGUCGUGCAGUGUGUUGGCCUGCUGGAGCGGCUGGCAGCAGUCGCACUGCCUCGCCACACUCCUCCAGCUGCUUCUCGUGCUGCUGAGAGACGAUCACCCGCGCCGCGAGUUCAACCUGGCGCAGUUGAACCGUAUCGGCGCGCUUGAUUCGCUGCUCACCUUCUGCAAGGAGAGUCUGGAAGAGUCUGGCAGCCUGCAGGACCGCGAGGUCUGCUUGCACAUAGUGGACCUGGUGCAGUCGCUGAUGAGUGCGCCGCCACGCCACGAUCAGAUAGAGUCGGUGAUGCGACUCCUCGUGUUGGGUCACCCGGCCCACCUCACCUACAUCACGCACCUCUGGAGCAGCUUCUACUUUGUGCUGGCUGCCAAACGGCCCCACAUCCUGCAGCGUCCCAACUUUGUCACAUCGGCGCGACUCAAUAUUCUCGCGCAGAGCUCGAGUGACAAAGCAGAAAAAAUGAAAAAGAAUAGAUCUUUCUUGGCUGGUAAAUACACGUCAGCUCUAGAAACUAAUAAAAAAACUGCCAAUCUUGCUGUUGAUCCACAAAAAUUGAACAAAGCGCUUGCAAAUCUACAGAUCAAAGAAGAGACCAGUAACAGAGAGGAAGAGGAGGAGGAGGAGGUGUGGGUGCAAGAGGCCAAUAAUUACUGUGAUUCUGGUAUCGCUGGCAGUUUCAGAGACUAUUCCGAUCUUGAAACACCUUUAUCUCAGCCGGAUAAGGUCCGGACCGCAUCGAAAGAGAAUCGCUCAACUGUUGCAAAAUCCAUGGAAGCUGAUGGUUCGUGCUCUCCCGCUUCUGAGAUAGUUGAAGGAGACAUCCUCAGCCACAAAUUGCCGAAAAUUGAUGAGAAUUCUCUGCCAGAUCAAACUGAAAAUGUAAAGAUCUUCAAGGUUUCUGAUACUCCAGAGACACCUGUCACACCAGACAACAAGGAUGAAAGUAGAGCUGUGUGCGAAGUCGAGGGCGAGAGUGAGAGAGCAAGCGAUCUGGUGACCGAAGGUCUUCUGCAGCGUCUGCAUGACAUCAUCCUUGUCUUGCCCGAUUCCAACGCCCAAAUCGUCCUCGAACGGAUUGUCAAGAUAGAAGCUCUGCUCGUUAUGGCCAAUCAUCCAAAUGCCAGGAUCAGAAUUGCUGUUAUUAAGAUAGUGACGGCCUACCUGCAACGCGCGACCGACACGGAGCUGAGCCGCUUUCUACGACUGAAGGGCUUCCAGCUGCUGGCCAAUCAGCUGUUUGCACACGAGGUGACACGACCGCUGGCCGCGGCCGUCGUGACCUUGGUGACAGGCCGGCACUGGCUGCCGCUGGCCGAUCAGCUGUUGGCCGACACUGAACCGGUGCUGGUGUCGCCGCUACAGAUGGCCGCGCUGCCCGCCUUGCUUGCACUUCUGCCCCGGGCGGCAGCCGACUCUGAUCUCGGCCUUGCAGCGCAGCUGGUCGCCUUUGUCGAACGCUUCUUCAACAAGGUACCUCAAGCCUUUAGAGCAUUAACAGAUGCGGGUAUUUUGGAAGUGCUAUUGAAAACAUUACUGGCCGUUGCACAUUCCACGUCCAAUGAAGCCAAUCACGUGACUGAUUCCAAUCAAGGGAAGGUUUUGAAUGCCAUACAUUCUUUCCUCAUUGCAAUCGUCAGCCAAACUGUUCAAGGAGUUGGAAAUUAUUAUAUUCAGGUAAUGAAUGAUUUAAUAGCAUUGUUCAACUGUCUUGAGAAGCAGGAGCGCCAUGAUUGCGAUGAUAAAUCAAGAUGCGUUUAUGUGCUUCGCGCCGCCCAUUGCACUUUGCUGGAAACAGCCCUCGCUGUCAUUCAGAAUAAAAUUAGCUUUCAACAGCCAUUGGUGGCUCGAAUCAGGUCUUCAGCAACUGCAUUCUUCAACAAUGUAUUCCAAGCGAACUUCGAAGAGUACGUGGUGGACUCGGGCCGGUACCGGCGCGGCUCGACAUCAAGCUUGAGCAGUUCGCCGGGCGCGAACAGUCUGCUGUCUCCGUUGGCCCCCAGCGGCGCACCCGACAAGACCCGCCUGACGCACAACGACCUAGUCGACCGGUUCCGCACCGUCAUCACCAAAUGCGUCGAGUUUGUCACCAACAACGUGCCCAUCGACGGCAAGUACUGCAACCUCAGCACUCUGGAGCUGCACUUCAUCCGGCGCCUGUUCUCCUGUAUGAUGGGAUACAUUGUGCCGGUGGUCGACCGCAAAUCGGUGCCGAAAACUGCCUGGAACAACACGAUGUGGACGGCGCGCGAGACCAUUCGCAACCAGACGGCCAAACUGCUGGCUUGGAUGCUCUCGCCCGCGCACCACACCAAGGUGCGCAUGUCUGCUGUCAACGCCAUCCGAAACGAGCCCAAGGCGCAAGAUAUUGUGCUCUUCGUCCUCGAUUCCAAUCAGGCAGAAGAAAACGUGAUGCUGUUCUUGUGGGAUCUGGUGAACGGCCAGGGCGCGGACACACUGAGCGACGAACAGCGCAGCGACUGUGUGGAGCUGUGUGACCGCAUGCAGGCGUGGGGAGUGCGCUGCGAUAUGUGUGUGUCCGCACCUCGCUGCGAGGAAGAUGUCGCACUCGCCUGGGAACGCGACAUGCUCGAACAGAAGAUGUGGUGGAAGGCGCAGGAGGCCAAUGCUUAUAGGUGUCUGUUGAAAAUGGAAGGCAUUGUGAAGAGCGUGAGCGAGUGUGCGUUGAGCGUGAUGAAGACGGUCACGGACGACCAGAACUGCGAACGCAAACAGCUGAUGGACCGAAUCAGAACGGAGCUCAGCGAACGCGUCCACACACAGAUGGUCUGGAAGACGGUCGUACGUCAGCUCACGCACGAGCGCGCCGUCUGGUACUUCCCCAAAUCGUAUCCCAGAUCUUGGCAGCUUGAUCCCACUGAAGGACCGGCUAGAGUGAGGAUUCGUCUGCAGAGGUGUCAUCUAUCGAUUAAGAAGAAAUUCAUGAAACCUCAAUUCGUGUAUAAGACAGAGUCGCUAGAAGUGCCACAGCCACUGUCGUACCUGUUUGACAGCGAGGGUCGCGCCAUCAGCUCAAUGUCUGCGUUUCUGAUUGAGAAGCUGCACACCGAUCAGAAGAUCCGCCACAUGGCUACUGCGCGUGUCAUCACGCCUGCCUUGGAGGUGCCCGGAGAGCUGCUCAUCGGUGAGUCGUGUGUCUACUUCAUUCCGAGCUGCAAGGGCGAGCGUAGCGAGAACAACAGUGAUGAUGAAAACUACGAUCUACAUCCACAAGCAGAAGACGACAAGACGCCUUCCAACGAGUUACAUUGUGGUGCGUUGGACAUGUCGGCGCAAGCGUGGCAGUUUGAGGAGAUCAAGGAGAUCCAUACCAGACGUUUCCAGUUGAAAGAACAAGCUCUAGAGAUUUUCCUCUUGAAUGGCAGAACAUUCCUUCUUGCUUUCCAGUCACCAACUGAGCGAGACGAGUUCCAGAAGCAACUAGAGCAAUGCCCGCUGCCGAACCGCGUUCCGAGCGACAACCUGCUGGACGCCGUGCAGCUGUGGCGCGACGGGCACCUCACCAACUGGGAGUACCUGAUGACACUGAACAAGAUGGCCGGCCGCACCUACAACGACCUCAUGCAGUAUCCCGUGUUGCCGUUUGUGCUGGCCGCCUAUCACACGGCCUCGCUCGACCUGGCCGACCCCGCCGUCUAUCGCAACCUGCAGAAGCCCAUGGCUGUCCAGAACAAGGCCAACGAAGCGCAUUACAUCAAGCACUACAAUUACUUCAAACAAGAGAUGCCUGUAGGAUCCGGCUCCACAUUUUCUGGACCAUACCACUAUGGCUCUCAUUAUUCCAAUUCCGGGUCAGUUUUACAUUUCCUUGUAAGACUGCCUCCAUUCACCAGCAUGUUCCUUCAAUAUCAGGAUAAAAACUUUGACCUGCCGGACCGAACGUUUCACUGUUUGGAAACAACAUGGCGACUGAGCAGCAGAGAAAGCACAACCGACGUCAAGGAGCUUCUGCCGGAGUUCUUUUUCCUGCCGGAAUUUCUCACCAACAUUGAAGGCUUCGACUUUGGCGUACGUCAAAAUGGCGAACGCGUUGACAACGUCACUCUGCCCAAAUGGGCGUUCCAAGAUCCCAGGAGAUUCAUUCUUAUUCAUAGACAAGCACUGGAGUCGGAGUUUGUUCGCGAGAAUCUGCCGCACUGGAUCGACCUGGUGUUCGGCUACAAGCAGACGGGCCGCGCGGCCGUGGAGGCGGUGAACGUGUUCCAUCCGGCCACCUACCAGGGCUUCCAGGUGGAGACCGUCGACGACCCGCUGGUGCGCACCGCCUGGCAGACAAUGGUCCGCACCUAUGGGCAGACGCCCCGUCAGCUGUUCAAGCUCGCGCAUCCUAUGUGCGUGCAGUCGCUUGCGCCCAAAACGCAGACGUCGCCGGCCAUACAAGGAAACGUUUUCAGACAAGCACUGGAGUCGGAGUUUGUUCGCGAGAAUCUGCCGCACUGGAUCGACCUGGUGUUCGGCUACAAGCAGACGGGCCGCGCGGCCGUGGAGGCGGUGAACGUGUUCCAUCCGGCCACCUACCAGGGCUUCCAGGUGGAGGCCGUCGACGACCCGCUGGUGCGCACCGCCUGGCAGACAAUGGUCCGCACCUAUGGGCAGACGCCCCGUCAGCUGUUCAAGCUCGCGCAUCCCAUGUGCGUGCAGUCGCUUGCGCCCAAAACGCAGACGUCGCCGGCCAUACAAGGUGUAGCAGGACUGCAGUGGGGCAGCUACGUGGGUAGCCCCACAGAGGCGGCGCCCACGGCGGUGUUACAUCAGCACCAUCGUACGCCAGUGGCCCGUCUCGUGCCUCUCCUCACCAACGAUGUCUUUGGGCUGGCGCCCCAAACCACGCUUCUCCUAGCCUACUCAAAGGAGAAAACGUUGAGCCUGGUGUCGAGUGGUGGGAUGUGCAUCCACGGUGCGGCGCUGAUGUCGUGGGGUCACCCUGAGGGGGUGCUGCGUCUCAAGGGAAAGAAGGAGCAGGCCCCGCAGCCGGCCAUCCGCCCCCCCGCCACCCAGUGGGACGCCAUCACGCAGUGUGUGUCUGUGCCUGACUGCGCGCAGCUUUGGAUCGGCUACUCGUCGGGACGAAUUCUAGUCUACAGGUAUAGAUUCAUUGUCGGCAAGAACACAGUAGAGUUCGCUCAACAGCCGGAGGUGCUCGUUGGCCACUCGAAGGCAAUUCUCAGUCUGGCGCUGUCUCAUGAGUUCAGUGUUGCUGUAUCAGGCGGACAGGACGGAUCAGCCAUCAUCUGGGACAUGAAUCGAACCUCCUACGUUCAGUCGCUGCCCGAUAUCAGCAUGCCUAUCGCUCUGGCCUGUGUGAGCAGUACCCUGGGAGAUAUAGCGACCGUGGGUCACAGCCAGGAGUCGACUCUGCGACUUCACAGCAUAAACGCUGCGUUCCUGGGUAGCGUGACCACGCCCAACCGCAUCACGGCUGUCUGCUUCUCCAACGCCCACGAGGGCGUGUCAAUCAACGUUAUUGCAACCGGCAUGCAAGACGGAUCUGUCAGACUGUGGAGCACAUGGGAUCUGUCUCCAGUUUGUGAAAUCACCUCUCCAAGUUUAACUCAACCAAUUGUCAGCCUGACAUACUCGCAUGACUCGCAGCAUCUGUACGCGUCGGCGGGUGGUGGAGCUGGCUACGUGGUUGUCUGGCAAAGCGGCAACUCCAAGGCGAUGGGCUCCAAGCUGCCCAAGUAUCUCAACUUGACCAACCUCAUUGAUUCUCGUCACAAAUGUCUCAUGCUGGUUGGCCAAUGUUGUCGGCACUUGAUGCAUCAAUGGAAACCCAACCAACAUCUUUCAAUAAUAAUAAUUUCAUCAAAGUGUCUUCUUAUAACGUUUUAAAUGUCUAAUGCCAGCGUCACACUCUUUCCAAGUCACUUUCCAAACGGCUCACUGGCGAGCGAGGCGUAUUAGCCAUCCACACUCUCGCGCUCGUCGACAUUUGACGAGAGUGUGGAGCAUUAUAAAUGUAUAAGUGCUUAUUGAAGUGUCUACCUCUUAAUCCCAUCAAUUUCGGUGUGAUAUAAAUAUCUGAAAGUGCCAAAUAUCCACUACUAUACAGUGAUAUUAAUAUCGUAAAAUAAUUAUUAAUGUUGUGAUUUUUUGUGAGGUGUGAUAAACUACAAGAUAGAAAGGCGAAUAAGAAACUUAAAUAAGUUGCAAGAUAGAACGAAAGAAAGACUGAAAGUAGUAUGUUAACCGGAUCAGAUCAGAUAGUAAUUCUUAUGUAUUAAUUUGGUGAAUGUGGAUUUAGUUAUUUUAUGUCAAAUACCUACUACUAGAGGCUUAAGGUCACGAAUAUUAUAGGAGCUUACAAUGUUUUAUUUUUUUAUUUGAACAAUUUUGACAAACCCUGAUCAAAGAGGGAAAAAAGAAAUUAUAAGACUUCAUUACUGUUCUGUUUAUGAGUGAAUCUAAUUAUUAAUUGAUGUUUUAUUCCUAGUUUACUAUUUUAUGUUCUCCAUUUAAUGUGAUGUAUUUGAAAAAAGGAUUUUGUUGGAUAUUGAUUUACAACGUGCUUUAUCGCAGAAUAGAGUUUCCAAAAACUAGUUAAGAAGAUGGGAAUUUUUCAUGUUAUUAAUUUGUAUUUUCAUGCAUAAAAUUCCACCUAUCAGUCACUCUACAGAUAAUUUCUUUAUGUUUUCUUAGAACCUCAAUUUUAGUGUGCAUAACUUUCUACUAGGGUCUACCAACCCACUAACUUUCUAUUUGUUUUAUUCUACAGCAUUGAUAGGGUUCUAUUAAAUUAGAAAUUAUAAUAUUCUUUUAAGUUUUAUAUUAGAAUGAGAUGACUGUGCCACAAUUAAUUAGGUAUUGAUCGUUAAUCCUGCCAUAUUUCAUAAAGCGUUCGAAUAUUUCUCCAUAUUGAGAAAUAUUGUUAUUAGUUCCACUUCUGAAUAACCGUUAUAGGUAAUUUUCCAUUGCGGACAGUAUUAGUCAAAGAAAGGUUUUCAGUUACAUUUUGGAGCCUAGAGAGAGGCUUGAAAGUAC